UUAAAAGAGAGUAGUGAAUAAUACAAAAACGUUGACUAUUCUUCUGACCAAAAAAACAAAAACAUUGAAUAUUCUUCCAUUCUUUGUCUGAUCCACAGCAAUCAACUUUUCUAUAGUUUCUCCAUUGAAGUUGCUCAUUGAAGACAUGGCCAUGUUCAAAACAACAAAACCAUUGUUUUGGUUUUCUCUUCUCAACCUCUUCUUCUCUAUACACUUCCAUCCUUCUCUUGCAGCUUUAACAACCAUCUCUGCAAACCAAUCUCUCUCUGCUUACCAAACUCUAGUCUCUAAAGGAGGAAGAUUUGAAUUGGGUUUCUUUAAACCAGGUAAUUCCUCUAACUACUACAUAGGCAUAUGGUACAAAAAGGUUAGCCAACAAACAAUUGUUUGGGUUGCCAACAGAGACAAUCCUGUCUCUGAUAAAAACACUGCAACCUUAAAAAUCUCAGCUGGUAAUUUAGUUCUAUUAGACGAGUCUUCAAAACAAGUUUGGUCCACAAACAUGAGUUUUCCUAAGUCAGUUUCUGUUUCAGCUAUUCUCUUAGAUAGUGGAAAUCUUGUUUUGAGAAAUAGGCCUAAUGAUGAUGCAUCAGAUCCUCUAUGGCAGAGUUUUGAUCAUCCAGCAGAUACAUGGCUUCCCGGUGGCAAAAUUCGUCUAGACAAGAAAACAAAGAAGCCUCAGUAUCUCACUUCAUGGAAGAAUAAGGAAGAUCCCGCAACGGGUCUUUUCUCUUUGGAACUAGACCCGAAAGGAACAAGUGCGUAUUUAAUUCUUUGGAAUAAGUCUGAAGAGUAUUGGACAAGUGGACCUUGGAAUGGAAGUAUUUUUAGUCUUGUUCCUGAGAUGACGUUAAAUUACAUUUACAAUUUAUCAUUUGUGUCGAAUGAGAAUGAGAGCUAUUUAACUUACUCCGUGUAUAACCCUUCCAUUAUAUCGCGGUUUGUGAUGGAUAUAUCCGGGCAGAUCAAGCAACUAUCAUGGUUGGAAAGUAUAGAAGAGUGGAAUCUGUUUUGGGCGCAGCCGAGAGCACAGUGUGAGGCUUAUUCUUUCUGCGGUGCAUUUGGGAUCUGCAAUGAAAACUCACUGCCUCAUUGUAGUUGUUUGAGAGGUUUUGAGCCCAAGUCAGUGUCUGAUUGGAAUAUGGAGGAUCACUCAAGUGGGUGUAUCAGAAGAACAAGUUUUCAAUGUGAGGGUUCCGAUCCCUCUAAUAAGGAUAAUUCCGCGUUCCUUGCAAUGACCAACAUGGCAUUACCUACUCAUGCACAAUCUGUGGGGUUAGGGAAUGCCGAUGAAUGUAAAUUAACUUGUUCGAAAAACUGCUCCUGCACUGCUUUUACAUAUGAUAGGAAUGGAUGUUCAGUUUGGUUGGGAGACCUCAUAAAUCUACAACAAUUGUCUUCUGAUGAUAGUAGUGGACAAACUUUGUAUGUCAAACUUGCACCAGAAGAAACUGUUUAUGCUAGUGAAAACAGAUAUCGAGAGAGGGUGAUUAUUGGUGCUGCUGUGGGUGCGGUUGUUGGCAUAGGGAUACUCUUAUGCCUUCUAUUGUUUUUCAUUUUUAGGCGAAGAAAGAGAAUGCUUGUAAAUGCAAAGCUUUUAGAUGGUUUUAUGGUGGAAUUUCAGUACAAGGAUUUGCAAAAUGUGACAGAGAAUUUCUCUGAGAAAUUGGGAGGAGAAGGAGGUUUUGGUUCGGUUUUCAAAGGAACAUUAACUGAUUCAAGUGCUGUAGCAGUGAAGAAGCUAAAGGGUGUUAGCCAAGGAGAGAAAAAGUUCAGAACAAAAGUGAGUAUAAUAGGGACAUUAAUACAUGUUAAUCUUGUUCGCAUUCGUGGAUUCUGUUCAGAAAGUACAACCAAACGGUUUCUGGUUUAUGAUUACAUGCCAAAUCUUUCCUUGGAUUUCAAGUUAUUUGGGAACAACAAUUCUGAGGUGCUGGGAUGGAAAAUGAGAUACCAAAUCGCUCUUGGAAUUGCAAGAGGACUAAUUUACCUCCAUGAGAAAUGCGAAGAAUGUAUCAUACACGGAGAUAUAAAGCCGGAAAACAUUCUCCUUGACGCUGAUUUUAGUCCAAAAGUUUCCGACUUUGGUCUAGCUAAGCUAAUUGGACGGGAUUUCAGCAGAAUCGUUACAACCAUGAGCGGAACAAGAGGUUAUCUUGCUCCAGAGUGGUUAUCUAGGGCUGCUAUCACAGCGAAAGCCGAUGUUUACAGCUACGGAAUGAUGCUUUUUGAGGUUGUAUCAGGUAGGAGGAACUCCGAUCCAUCUCUAGAUGGUGAAGAUAUUUUCUUUCCUACCUUGGCUGCAAAAAUAGUUAACGAAGGUGGUAGUGUUCUUACCGUUUUGGACCCUAGGUUGGAGGGAAAUGCUGACAUUGAAGAGGUUACUCAAAUGAUAAUAGUUGCUUCUUGGUGUGUCCAAGAAAGUGAAACUCAGAGGCCAACGAUGCGUCAGGUACUUCAAAUUCUUGAGGGAAUUUUGGAUGUGAAUGUGCCACCAAUUCCAAGAUUCAAUCAAGUGUUUGAAGAUAACUAAAAGCAAUAUCUGAUAGAUAGCUUUAAGUCUUUGGCAGAAAAUUAAAAUGGAUUGUUGUAUCUGUUGUUAUUUGUUACUCUAUCGAUUUUAUUGUAAUGUUAGUAUUUUAUUUCAAAUAGCUGUUUCUGUACUCAUUAAUCUGAUAUAGAAAGGGUAGGCAUGCUCUGAAUAACCACGUAAAGACACAUUCUGACAUGUUUCUCUGGAUGCUAUAAGCAAUGAGCAAAGCAUAGUCUCUUACCAUGAUCAAAAGAUGAAUCUGGCAAAGCAUCAUCUGGUCGUACUACCUAUACGCGAUCAUUUUAUUGAUCAUGUAGACCACGCAAAGGUCAACUCUUCUUGUUCUUAUGGUAAUCUUAUACUAUGAAAGGUCGAUUAAUUUGGCUCAACUUCAGAAUUUUCUAGUGUGGCCCUAAUAGGACACAAUCAACUUGAAAUAAGUUGAUGGUAGUCUAGUACAAUACGACUCAUGAGUCAUGACAAUAAGGUCACUAGUCCCUCUUUCUCAAAGUUUCUCAGUUGAAGUUUCUCGACGAAGACAUGAAAUUUACAACUGAUGAAAAUGACUUAAAACUGAUCCACAAUGACCUUAAUAUGUGGAAGAGCAGCCACUAGGCACUCUUCAUUACCACAAUUAUCUUUAUAUAUAGUUUCUCCAUUGAAGAGUUUUAGCCAUAUUAUUCAAUAUGAUGAAACCAUGGUUCUGGCUUUCUCUUCUUAACCUCUUCUUCUCUAUACACUUCUAUCCUUCUCUUGCAGCUUUAACAACCAUCUCAACAAACCAAUCUCUCUCUGCCGACCAAACUCUUAUCUCUAAAGGAGGAUCUUUGAACUCGGUUUUUUCAAACCAGGUAAUUCCUCCUCUAAGUACUACAUAGGAAUAUGGUACAAAAAGGUUAGCCAACAAACAAUCCUGUCUCUGACAAAAACACUGCCACCUUAAAAAUCUCAGCUGGUAAUUUAGUUCUAUUAGACGAGUCUUCAAACCAAGUUUGGUCGACAAACAUGAGUCUUCCUAAGUCAGUUUCUGUUUCAGCUAUUCUCUUAGAUAGUGGAAAUCUUGUUUUGAGAAAUAGGCCUAAUGAUGAUGCAUCAGAUCCUCUAUGGCAGAGUUUUGAUCAUCCAACAGAUACAUGGCUUCCUGGUGGCAAAAUUAGGCUAGACAAGAAAACAUAUCAGCCUCAGUUUAUUACUUCAUGGAAGAAUAGCGAAGAUCCUUCAACCUGUCUUUUCUCUUUGGAACUAGACCAGAAGGAAAAAAAUUCUCUCUUCGUUGGAACAAGUCUCAAGAGUAUUGGACAAGUGGACCUUGGAAUGGACAUAAUUUUAGUGAUGUUCCCGAGAUGAGUAUCUACAAUUUUUCAUUUGUGUCGAACGAGAACGAAAGCUAUUUCACUUACUCCAUUUACAACGAUUCAAUUAUAUCUCGACUUAUGGUGGAUAUGUUAAGAUUUAUUUAUUUAUUUAAGAAUUGUUUCUGUUUAAAACUAAUGGCAGUUGCUAAAACCUGGUCUUUAGGAAUUGUUUGUUAGUUGGUUAGUGGAUAGCUAGUUUUUAGGAAAACUGGAAAAAGCGGUUACACUUUGUAAUGCCUACAAAAGGGACCUAUUUUUAUGAAUAAAAUUAUCCAGUAUUUUGUUUCUCUUA
Molecule: messenger RNA, 4180 nt
Organism: Lathyrus oleraceus (garden pea)
Lineage: Eukaryota; Viridiplantae; Streptophyta; Magnoliopsida; Fabales; Fabaceae
Product: G-type lectin S-receptor-like serine/threonine-protein kinase At2g19130
Exons: 1
Coding region: 146-2533 (795 amino acids)
Biological process (GO): recognition of pollen; protein phosphorylation
Molecular function (GO): ATP binding; protein serine/threonine kinase activity
Source: RefSeq, a predicted model, not a curated record